Messenger RNA from Verruconis gallopava, 5151 nucleotides. RefSeq lists its product as uncharacterized. The transcript is spliced from 3 exons. Lineage: Eukaryota; Fungi; Ascomycota; Dothideomycetes; Venturiales; Sympoventuriaceae. Bases 592 to 4539 code for a protein of 1315 amino acids. The record is from RefSeq and is a predicted model, not a curated record.
GCUGCAACCUCUCCUUCGACCUCCUCCUCCCUGUUCGACUCUUCCCAUUGUUCCUCCUGCUCCCGCCUCUGCUGCUGUUAUGUCGCCGAAGCCCUCCUAGCUGCGCUCUCUGCUCCCGCCGUCCGACUCAGCCUCGCCCUUCACCUCUCUCUGUCGCUGGCCCUUCGUCGUCCUUGAGUUCCCUGGCCUUGCGCUUGCGGGUGACCCGGUUAUUUUUUUGGCCCACGACUUCGGCGAAACCUAAUUUCGGGACACGCUGCUUGAUCGUGCAACACUAGCAGCUGCAGCUCUUUGUCAAUCUGAUUUCUCUCGGUCCUUUGAAAUUUACUUCGUGAAAGACAUAUUUGCAUGCACACAUAUACAUAUAUAUGUGUAUAUAUAUGUAAAAAUAAGAGAGAGAGAGAGAGAGAAAAAGAGAGAAAGAGAGAGGGACAACGUGAAAUUCUCUUCGAAAAUUCCUAUUCUGUACCCGCAGCACGCGCACCUGUCGUUCUCGCCUGUCGACCGUCCCUUUCGAGCAAACGUGACGAACCGAUUCGGGUGCACCACAGGUAACACCUGAGCUUCUAGGCGCCGGUUGAAGUCUUCGCAAUGGCGUCUCCGCCGCCUCGCAAGGCGCCAAGUGUCACGAGCAGUGCCGGCACUACGAAGUCCAUAUCGCUUCCCUUCCUCCCCCGAUACACGCCGAAGCCAGAGCCGGCCUACGUCUCGCCUGCCGCCGCCGCCGACUAUAUCCUUCACAACCGUGACGACGAUCAGCUAGAUCACAUAUCGCCGUCCGUAUCGCCCACGCACGAAUCAGUCGUGUUUUCGGGCCGAUCGUUGAGCUUGCUCAAUUCAUUUCUCGACUCGCUCCUGUACAAUUUCCUCGCGAAGGCCCGAGGCACGUCGCUCAGCCAAUUGAAGCCGGCAAUCAUCGAGGUGCUCAAGUCGAAGCUAGCACGAGAUGCCUUGGCCAGUGCCGACGAGGAACUAGAAGGCCUGGUCGGCGAGGCAGACCUGGAUGACGCGGAGGAUGUGGCCACCUUCGGCGGUCAGGAGGGCUGGUCGCAAGAGUGGCAUCUUGAGAUGGCAUUCAAGCGCAUGCGAUUGAGGGUCAUGGUCUUUAUCAGACUUGGGGACUUUGACGAUGAAGACGAGGAGCGCUUUCUCGGCGAGGAAGACGACUUGCGUAACGGCGAGAAGCUCGAACAGGAGGAGAUGCUCGCGUCACCUGCGGCAGUGUACCUGGCUGGCGUUCUCGAAUACAUCGCAGAGCGUGCUCUUGCCAUCGUCGGAGAAGCUUCGUGGAAGCGAGCUUCAGGGAAAGCGCACAGACGCGUCCCAAGCGACAUGAGUGAGCUCAGCGAUCUGCGAGGGCUCGUUGUUCAAGAGGCCGACGUCGAGAAAAUCACCCUCAACCCCACACUCGGUCGCCUCUGGCGGACUUGGAGAAAAAACUACCGUACAAUGCAUUCUUCGUCAGAAUCCGGGAACCACAUUGUACUAGCGUCGCCCCCAACCCCGACAUCUGAUAGACCUUACCGUGGCCGUCUUGGUAGCUUGAACGAGACCAUUGCCGCUGUUAGAAGACCUAGUCCUAGCAACCACGAAGAGCGCGAGAAUCGACAUCUGAGCGCAGACGAGAUUCCAGAGGGUGAUGUUCUCGAAUUCGACAUCGCCGCAAACAUACCCCUCCCCAUCAACGAGAACGAUGUCGAAGAGAUCGAGACGAUUGAGCUUCCAGAUCAAGACGUUGUAGCCGCAAUACCACUGCCUAUGGGCGACAACGAUGUCAACGAGAUCGAAGUACCCGGACUGGCAAAAGAAAUCGUCGACGAACCCGCUCGAGCGGAGGAAGCGGUAGCUGAGGAAGCACAAAAGAGACCACUUAGCGCCAUUUGGUCAUGGCUCACUCCGUUCUCCUGGGGCACAGAGCCGAGCAAAGGCAGGCCCAACCUCCAAAGGAUGCGAUCAAGCUCUGUGCCCACCAGAGAGCGUCCUACCUUCAUGGGUGUGGCGGUUUUCACUCCUGCCAAAGAGCAGGAAGAGCCCCGGUUUGAGACCGUGGAAGCUUCAAGCACCCCUGAGGCGGGAAGUGAAGACGUCGCCACCGUUGGGGACGCAGAAUCAACGUUGACAUCUAGAUCCGAUAAACCCAGAAUCUCCAAACUGGCGGACAUGGUCGCGGGCGCGGCGGUAGGUGCUACUGCGAUAGCUGUCACAACCGCGGCCGCUGUAACAGGCUCGCGUAGAUCACAGCCUGCGGACGAAUCCGAGAAGCCUGGUGCACCCCUAGCCACCAAAUCAGAUGCGGACAAGUCAAGGAGCCCGGUUUCUACGAGCAUCGCGGACAGGAGGCGAAUGUUUGAAGCCCAGACAAAAGCAGCGAACAAGGCCGAUGCUCCUGUAGCGCGUGAACCGUUGACUACCACAUCCGAAGAACAGAUGCAAUCUGCAGCAGCGGAAACGCCAUCGCACACGUCUCCGUCGAGGCCUGUGGCUGCUGCCGUGACGUCCGUAGCGACGACAGCACAUGUCGGGGCUGAAGGAUUGAUGGCACCUAUUGGAGUUUUCGUAAAAGAGGUUGAUCCAAGGGUAGACAGAAAGACGGUAAAGGACGAACCUGAACCGGCACCAGAAUUGCAGGCCACUACUGAUGAGAAGGCGAUCGGCGUUGCAAGGACAUCGGAUGUACCAGUCCCAGUUCCUUAUCCACAAGCCAGCCAGUCGACUGCUCCGCUUCCGGAGAGACAGCGUCCUUACCACCUUCCCGGCAACCAGGUGAGAAACGAAAGUGGGCGAAUUACGCCCACGGAGUGGAACACCAACAGGGACCGCUCGUUGGUUGGUGCGGACGAAUAUCUAUACGCCAGUCCCUCAUCAGCUAAAACUGGUCCAUCACCCCUUCGGACCGUUUCAAAGACGGAAGCGCGCCAGAAUGAACCAACGCGAACUUCUAGCGAUGGACCUCAAUCGGUCACAUUCUACCACUCUGAAGACGAGAAGUCUGCGAAGGAAGAGCAGAGCAGCCAGUCCACUUCUGCAUCGAGGCCUAAACCGCCACCACUGAAGGUGGCGACUCGAGAGCCUGAGUUAGAGACAACACCGAUUCGCCCAACAAGUGGUCCGCGUUCCGCUACUUCGACUUCAGGAGGCCACAGCACCAGGGGCUCUGCUUCCAGCUCAACUAUCCAGCGCCAGCUUGACAAGAAGUCGCUUGAGGAGAGUCGUCAACGCGACUUUGAUUCCCUGCUGAAGAACAAUGAACCUGUCAAAUAUACUCUCACACCAGAAGAUCUUCGUACCACAGAAGUUCGCACCACAUCGUCAGUGACGACUCGAAUUCCUGCCCUAGCAGAUCGCGGACCGCCGUCGCCUCGAAUCAUAUCCUCGCCAGGAACGUACACAGUGAGGCGAUCUCCACCGCGUGAAACUGCUGCAUCCAGGAAGGAGACUCCCAGCCCAACAAGUGCCUUAGGUCCGCAUGGGCGCAAAGCAGGCGUGCCUCGUGUCUCAGAGUACAAGCGCACUGCGGCGAACAGACUCUCCCAGAAACCAGAGGCCCUCAACACAAGCUUGCGAAAAUCCGGAUUCAUGCCCCGUGAACCACGCGUGAUCACGGACAACACGGCCGAUCUUGCUGACUAUAUGGCUUCGACGGCUCCAGAGCAUGAACCAACUAUUCUCCCUCUUGCUCGUGCUGCUAGCAAUUCCAAGCUGCAGCAGACCAUCGGGCGUACUUCAUCUCCGCUACCCCGAUCUGCCUCCCGCCAGAAACUAAUUCCGCGAGAGCCCGAGGUUAGGAAAGAUGGCACAAGCGACCUGAUUGACUUCAUCCGCCAAGGUCCUCCUGGAUCGAAGCCUGACAAGGAGCAGAGGCGGACUGUAGCACCGUUCCGCAACACCAUGGACUCGGACGACCUUGGUGGCUUGAGCGAUCUGGCGAGCGCUAUGCAUUUCGGGUCUAAAUUGGAGUCCAACUCGGGAUCCGGGGUGCUUGGUGGUUCUAUGAGCGGUCGUAGCAAACCAUCUGCUCCUGGCAGUGGUGCUCCAGUUAUUGUCAAGAAGCAGCGUCGGGUGAAGGAUCCGUAUGCGAUUGAAUCCGACGACGAUGAAGCGGACUAUUCAACGUCCCUUCCGAAUGGUGGAAGAGCAGGGCAAGAGCCACAGGAGGAGUCCCUCGCAGAUUUCCUUCGAAAUUCAGAGCCUCCUUCUGGAAACGCACCUCCGCUUCUCAAUGGCAACUCAAUUAGCUCGAGACACACAAAUGUCUCUGCGGCUGGCGGGUAUAGUGCGUCUCUUUCGUCCAGUGCUCCUCGAUCCGCAAUGAUCAAGUCUGGGCUGUCUUCUUCCGGUGCCACUCAGCGGGCUAAGUUCGAGGCGCGCGCGGCAGGCGCAACGCGCAAUGGCUUUGGUGGAAAUGGAUUCUACUACAGCACCAACGACAUGGCUGAUUUCUUGCGAAGCUCUGGACCUGUUGAAAAUGUUACCACGCAGCAGGUUACGCUUCAAAAGAAGCCGUCCAAGAGGGGUGUUUCAAGCCUGAUUUCAAGAUAAGCUGGACAGGCAGGCAGUUCUUUUCACCCUUGUUGGAUGCAUAUCCAACCCACACAAUGCACGCGUAACGUUUCACAGUGCGACUUCGGCCUUAUUGUUCAGGGAAGCAACACGCGCUCCGUGGCUUCGAAGCAAGCGUCGGAGUCUGCCAGACCUCAGAUACCCAUUUUCUCACUUUUACAAGACGGAGGAACAAAAACAUACCUGCUCGCUGCGUCCAUAAUAUUUCCUUAUGUCAUUUUAGGCAAUUGGAGGGUUUUUUUUUUAAUUCUUUGCGCAUCUAUUGCUUUCGAAAGGGUACCACAGAGAUGAAUGGGACCUGCCGUAUCUGCAUGAAGUGAAACUACAUUAUUUACGCCUCGAAGGUUAUUCACGACCGUCCGGAAAGAAGCUUCGAUUCAACUUGAAAAGGGACGCUUUGGGCUCAGCGCAUUUGUUUCAUUGUAAUCAACAAGUUUUCAAGAUUGUACAGCUAUGGCUCCAUUUCGGACCUCGCAAGGAGGCCUGCCUGCUUUACAUGGUGGACUCGGAUGCAUUUCUGUCUAUUCCCGUCCUACAACUGUAUGCUAGAUACUAAUUUGAGGCCUAAUUGCGAGAUCUACAGAGACUCAC